Messenger RNA from Paramecium pentaurelia, 1023 nucleotides. NCBI's taxonomy places the organism in Eukaryota, Ciliophora, Oligohymenophorea, Peniculida, Parameciidae. The record is from the annotation of a GenBank genome assembly.
AUGGGAUGCAACAUUUCAAAAUAGAAUUAAAGUAGACAUACUAAUUAUCAAUUAUUAUCUCUCUAUAAAGUAGAAGGAAUAUUCUUAACUUUAGCUAUAAAUAACAUCAAUACUUUGGUUGCUGUUGGAACAAAUAGUGAAAUCAAAAUUUUUAAUUUUAAAAGAGGGUUUAUGAAAUAAAUUCAAAUAAUGUAGAUACGAGGUUAUUAUAUAUCACUCUUAAUUUAUUGUAAAAUUAAACCAUUCCUUAUAUCUGCUUAAGUUCAUCCUUCAUUAAUAAUUUGGAAUAACAAUCUCAUUUCAAAUACUAAAUACAUUUGCAAGUUAAAUGGACAUUCUCUUUCAAUCAUGUCUAUGGUCAUUCAUCCAAUAUUUGAAGAUCUCAUUAUUACAGGUUCUGAAGAUAAUAACAUAAAAUUUUGGUCAAUAAAAACACAAUGGUAUUGUAAAUAGACAAUAUCUGAACAUAGUUAACCAGUCAUUUCUUUAAUUAUCAACACAGAUGGAACUUAAUUAAUAUCUUGUAGUUAAGAUAAAUCAAUUUUUAUAAUUGAAGGAUCAAAUUAGACAUUAUGGUUAAUUAAAUAAAAAAUUCAACUGCAUUAUUAUGGAUAUCGUUUAUCAUACAUUACAAAUAGUAUGUUUUUAUUUCAGCCAAAUAGUCUUUAUGAUGGUACUCAUCUAUAUAUAUAUUAUUUCAAUUCUUCUAAACAAUAAUAUCAACAAUUAUAUUAAAUUCCUGUAAAAGGAAAAGAAGAAUUUUGUUAUUAUUAUUUUCCAUCAGUAUAUAUUAAAUCUUUGAAUUUACUAGUUAUAAAAAAUGCGCGGUUUGUUAAUAUAUUAAGAAUCACACCUUCUCUAUCAAACAAUAAUUUAAGUUAUAAAUGGGAAUAAACUAUAGAGUUCCAAAAUAAAUAUAUCAAUGGAACUUUGAGCGAUAAUGGAGAAUUUCUGUUAAUAUGGGAUGAAGAAUCAGAACAAAUUCAAAUAAGAUAGCUCUAGUAGAAUUUUACUAUUUAAUGA